Pelagomonas calceolata is the source of this 1797-nucleotide messenger RNA. NCBI's taxonomy places the organism in Eukaryota, Pelagophyceae, Pelagomonadales, Pelagomonadaceae. The record is from the annotation of a GenBank genome assembly.
CGGGGGCGGCUCAUGGUGUUAUUGCAGCCACGCAGUGCUGCCAUUCCAUCUCUUUGGCUGCAAACACCAGCCGUGCGCACGUUUUGGCUCUUCAGAUCAACUGCACCGAUCUGUAUUGGUUGUUUUUUAUCGGGGCUGCCCAUGCUCUCCAUGCUCUCUCUAUUGUCCUAGGCGCUUAGUGGUUGCAAUGCGGUGACGGCAUGACUGCAAUGCGAUGCCUACUGCUGCUCGGUGCACUUAGAGCCGCGACGGCCCUCGCACCAGAAGCGGUGGAAGCCCUCCUCUCAAUCGGCGACGGUGAGCGGCUGAGCUACCUCGAUGUCCGAGAGUCGCUUCACAACGAGUGGUCGCGCAAUGUUUCAGGGCCGGCCGUCGCCGCCGUGCGGACAGCAUGCGGCGGCGGCUUCUACGCGCCGGAGACCAAUGAAUAUGGGCGCUACGCCGUCGUCGACCACGCGCCGGCCGAUCGACUAGCGACCGAUCCGGAGGCGCGCGCCGCCGCCGCCCGCUUCCAGGAGCGGAGAACCGGGCUGUCGCACGCGUUCGUCCUGGCGCACUACCGGUCCUACCCGCACGUGGCCCGCGAGGCCGUGCUCUCGCGGCUCCGCUUCUACGGGGACGCCUGGACGUGUGUGGUCGACCAGGGCGCCGCCGAGCGGGCCGACGACACGUCGGCGCGCGACUUCGUGCGGACCCUUCGGGCUUUGAUCAAACGGCCCGACCGGCUGCUGCUUGCGAAUGGCACGACGACGCACGAGCUCUCGGCGUAUGCGAACGGCGCGCGCGCCAUCGUCGCCGCGGCCGGCUCCUUCCCGGACCUCUGGCUCUUCUCGCACGCGACGACGCUCGUCGUCCGGCCGUUCCCCGUCGACCGCUUGCCCCCCUGUGGCGUGACGCGACUGGGUCCCACCCCCUUCCCCUGGCAGCCGCGGUGUCGGGCCGAGUCGAAUGCAGUCGACGCGGUCGCCUCCUCGAUGGCGGCGCGCCUCGGCCUCGACACCUGCCGCCACCAUCACGACGCGCACCCGGUCUACGGCUUCGCCGACGCGACGAUAAUCGCCACGGGCGACGCCGUCGAGACGACGCUCCUCAAAGGAUUCGACGCCUACGCCAGCGCCGUCGCCGAGACGAUAAAAACGCUCGACGGACGAUACGUUUCGAAGAAGCACCACCACACGCUGCUGCCCCGCGGCGAAAGCUACUUACACGGGCUGUCGGACCACGUGUCGGGUCUCCUCGUCGCGGCGUCGCAAUGCGCCGCCGCGGAGCCGCUCUUUCCGGAGGCGCACGGCACGUCCAAUCCCUUCGUCUCGAAGAUCAACGGAUUUCCCUGCGGCUGGGGCCAGUGCGCCCUCGACGCGGCGCUGCGGCUCAUCGCUGAGGCCGAUAGGAAUCCUGUCGACGGGCUCCUGACGCGCUCGGAGCUGGCGGCCUACGACGGACCCGUGCCGGCGUCCUGCGACGUGGGCCGAGACUGGAGCGCCUCCGCAAAGGCACGUGGCGGCGACUGGGACGAGCGAGCUCAGCGCAAGACCGGCCUCGCCCGGCUCUGCUACCAGCUGUGUGGAGAUCAAGCAGUGAGUUAGGGUACGCCAUCGAGCAGAUGCAGUUACGGGGACGACGUCGCGUCGAUGCCGUGGGGCGUCCGAAAUUUUAUUUCCACACAGGCUAUCAGGUCCUCUGCGACCGAGACCGCAGCAUCGCGCUCGGCCAGGCGUAUACCGCGCAGGGUACCGCAAAGCGCGCCCGGAAGCUGAUUGCGCGAGGCGGUUCGUUGUGAAUGUAAAAUAAAUCUAG